UACUGGCCGUAUACGUGUUAUACUUCGAUGCACUGUGCACCGUUUGAUGUCGUGCGUUACUGCGAUCCUGGUUGAACCCCACUCCGGGAUAGACCAAACGGGAUAGACUCGAGUUUUACUUUCGUUCGAAGCAUCAUUCUCAGUUCAGGUUUACCGCUGCGCGUUCUCGCGCACACCGCUCUCGCGUGUGCGGCUCUUGUGAAAUCGUUCGAGGCAGAUGAAUGCCACCGUGUAUUAAGUAUUCUUCCCGGAGUGAUCCCUACAUUACGAAGAUAUCGCGCGCAUAAUCUCCAGAAAGAUGUUGAUCCCUGCUCAAAGCACCGCCGUCGGUGGCUUGCUCAUCUUUCUACCGCGAUUCCUCACUUUAAUGAUACUCGCUGGAGCUACGACCUUGCCACCCAGGAUGCUGCACGAUCUGGAUAAGCGCACGAAUCUUUCUAUGGAGAGAUACAGCCAGGCGGAACGAGCAAUCCUGAACUCGCAGACACAUCUCAAUCAAGGAUCGCCGUCUUGGUUCCUCGGCGCAUCCCACGAGAUGACCGAGGGCGCACAAAAUCUGUCGAGAAAGGCCUUGCGAAUAGAGACAAUGGCGGUGAUGCUUGUAGAGGCGUUCAAUAUGUCAUCGAAACAGGCAUCCUUGGUAUUGCCGACGGUAGCCGCCAUCCUCUGCCCGGACUCGUCUAGUUUUCUACGAAUAAUAUCCGAAUGCAAGAAGAUAGAUGUCCGAUACAGAACACACACGGGUCGAUGCAACAAUCCCUUGCAUCCGACUUGGGGAGCAGCAUUGGAGGCUUACGUAAGAUUUUUACCGCCAGAGUACGAAGACGGUGUCUCCUUACCCCGCACGAAAUUGCCGAGCGCGAGAGAAGUCUCCUCGAAGGUACAUGCCGGCGGAUUGGAUCUUAAGCAUCCUUAUUUGAUGGCGCUUACUGCGCUUUUCAGCCAAUUUCUUGCUCACGAUUUGGCGCAUACGCCUAGGAUGGAAUUACCAGACGGCGCCAGGCUCAAGUGUUGCGACGUUGAUUACGAAAAUUUUCAUCCGGAAUGCUUCCCGAUCCGCGCAGAGCAGCCAAUUGGAUGUAUGGAAUAUUCAAGAUCGGCACCACAUCCAGGAAAUUCGUUACAGGGUUGCAAGUUGGGUCCGCGACAACAAAUCAACCAGGCAACCUCUUAUUUGGAUUUAUCACCACUUUAUGGUAGUUCCGAAGAAACAGCUAAGGCCCUACGAUCAGGCAAGGAUGGUUUGCUAAAUACACAAAGAAAGAACUUGCCCAUGGCUUCGCCAAAAUAUGAAAGUUGUAGAAGCGCAAAUAAAGCGUUUCCAUGUUUCUUUACCGGCGAUUCAAGAGUAAAUGAGAAUCCAGGUCUUACCUUGAUGCACGUAUUAUUUUUACGGGAGCAUAACCGAGUGGCUAUAGAAUUAAAACGUUUGAAUCCUCAUUGGAACGACGAGAAACUAUAUCAAGAAACAAGAAGGAUUGUCAUAGCCGAAUUGCAACAUAUCACUUAUAACGAGUUUCUGCCUGUUAUUCUCGGAGAACGUACUCUUGACAAAUACGGCUUGCGCUUGACACAGCGGGACUACUUCCGCGGCUAUGAUAUUCGCGCGGACGCGACGCUCUCGAAUUCGGCGGCAUCGGCCGGGCUCUUCUUCGUUGCCGCGCUGACCCCGAAAACCCUGGACUUGGUCGACUCACGAUCGGCACUGAAGUCUGGCGAAAGGACCUUAUUGUCAGCCUUCUAUGCGCCGCAGGAGUUCUACGAGGCUGGCGCGAUCGAUCGGCUGAUCGUAGGCGCUACAGCGGGACAUUCUAGGAAGCCUUUGCCUCCGGGCUUGAACGAAAUACUCCUGGACCGAUACUUCCACGAUGGAAAGACCAGCGAUGUGGCCGUGGAUUACGCCGCACAGAUUAUACAACAAGGAAGAGAUCACGGCUUACCGUCUUAUGUCAGAUGGCGAAGCUUCUGCGAUUUGCCAGAUCUCAUCGACUUUCAGGAUCUUAGAGGCACAGUGACCAAAGAUACUAUCGAGAGACUUCGAGCAGUCUACAAAAGCGUAGAGGAUAUAGAUCUGGUAACUGGAGCACUUUCAGAAGCACCAAUAGCCGAUUCUGUUCUUGGACCUACAUUCCUUUGCUUAUUAGGACGAAUGUUUCGAAAUAUUCGUUUAGGUGACAGAUAUUGGUACGAAAAUGGAAAUACUCCUGGUUCAUUCACAAUAAAGCAGUUGGAAGAGAUACGAAAAAGUUCAAUGGCGCAAAUUUUAUGUCACAAUGGAGAUAGGUUGCAGUGGAUGCAACCAAGAGCUUUUAUUUUAAAAGAUCCUUUCCUGAAUGAUAUGACAAAUUGUACGUUUUAUACAAACGGAGUUAUGGAUUUUGCAGCUUGGAAAGAAAGGACAGAUAUGGUUUAAUUUGAAUCUGAUAUUCGAUCGUCGAAUUUUAACUUUGCUCACAUUAAAUAAUAUUGUUCCUGAUUGUAUUAGAGAUCGUAUGUCUGAAAUCAGCGAUAUUCUAAUGGCUAUUUUUAUAAUUUGAAAAUUCCGUUAUUAUCACAAAAUAAUUAAUAAUUAGAAAUUUGUAUUCUUAAUGUGGUAUCAGAUUUGAUUAAUAUGAUUUUAUUAAGUAAAAUUUUAUUAAGUGAAUACUAGUAGCAAUUGAAAAUACAAAAAGAAUUUGUAAUUGUCGAUUCCAUUGUUUAGAGAAAUCUGAUUACAAUGGUAAUGUGCGUCGAUAGUUUUAAUACCUCAUGUAACAAAAGAAGAACUGUUCAUAAUGAUCUCCAUCUCAUUUUUAAUACGCACAUUUGUUAAUACACAUUUUGUUGUACUAUAAUUAUAUAAUUUUAUUAUAAAUAUUGUUACUGCGCGCAGUUUUGAGUUAUCUAAACUUUAAGAUUACGAAUGCUUUUGGAUAUGUUCAGAUUAUAAUAUUUAGUAUGCUCAAUUUCUAAUGAAACUUGUAAUUUGAAAUCGAGUAUACGCUACGUGUGAAGUAUUUUACUUUAAUUAGUAAUAACGAUGGGGUAAUAUACAUGAAAGAUGUAUAGAUUUUAUAUAUAAUUCGAUCGAUCGAAUCAAGCAUUUUCUGUAGUGCAUAUCUUAUUCGAAUGAAUCAGUCUCAGGAUUUUAGCUUAUUUUAACUUUGAUAUGUAUUGCUGUAAUACAUACAUGUUAUUGCUACUCUAAAUAAAAUAAUUUAACAUUA
Messenger RNA from Pogonomyrmex barbatus (red harvester ant), 3206 nucleotides. RefSeq names its product immunomodulatory peroxidase. Gene Ontology annotation, molecular function: peroxidase activity; heme binding. The record is from RefSeq and is a predicted model, not a curated record. NCBI's taxonomy places the organism in Eukaryota, Metazoa, Arthropoda, Insecta, Hymenoptera, Formicidae. Gene Ontology annotation, biological process: response to oxidative stress.